Molecule: messenger RNA, 282 nt
Organism: Arctia plantaginis
Lineage: Eukaryota; Metazoa; Arthropoda; Insecta; Lepidoptera; Erebidae
Source: the annotation of a GenBank genome assembly
AUGGCUCAGGGCAAAUUUAAGGUGAAAAGCAAACUGCCAGCUGGUGCUAAAACAAAGAAAAAACAGCAAAAAAACAAAGGUAAAGCGGUUGCAAAACGCCCUAAUGCACCUGUUAAAAGUAAGACGGCGGCUGAACGUAAUAAGAUGAAAAUGAAUGUGACAAAAAUGGUAAACGCUGCAGCAGAACAGCAAAUCAGAGCACUGGCAUCGAAUACACCACAGUUGUCGGCAGCGCAGCAGAGAGUGGCGGUAGCACCAACUGCACCAGCUCCCGCUAAAUAA